CUGGUCGUGACGAUCACCUUGAACCUCUUGAGGUUAUAUCAAUACGGUUGGUACCGUGCUUGACUCAAAAGCCUACCUGGAAAUGUCAGAGGCGGCUGCAGCCUUGGUCAUUGACGAGACCCGCUUCACUGGCGAUGGCGCCGACCUGAACCUCUUACAUUGGCUCAGGCAAGCUGAACAGGCCAUAGAAUCAUCGUCCAAUGACGACCUUCUCGCAAGUCUUCAAUCCCUUCAUACCUUCUUUCUUAAGCUUCUCUUACCGUCCGCUUCCCCAUCAUUGCCAAAAGCUGGACGACCCAUACGGCACCUCGUCACACGAUGUGUCGUCAAGAUUCACCACAAAGUCGAAUCUAGGAGUUUAUUCGAUUUCGUCCAGAGCUUGGUCAAAGCUGUCAGUGAUGGAGGAAGUAAAAAUAUGAGCGCGGUGGAGAACGUGGCGAGAGUUGCCUGUUGGUAUUGCAUUGGAGAAGUCAUCAAGGAGCACGGAAUGAAUAUGAUGUCGUUCAUGGCGGAGAUAUGUACCUCUUCAGUGAAGGUAUUACGAAACACCAACUUGUCUGUCCUGCUCCGAUGUCAAGCUGUCCUGGCAUUUUCACGAUCACUACAUUCUGCUGGCCGAGCUUUGCCCGAUGCUCUGGUCAAGGAUCUCCUCAAAGCACUGCGGAAUGGUCUCCAAGAUCGAGCUCUACCCGUGCAGCGGGCGUGCGCAGAGACUUUUAUAUCGCUCCACAACUACACUUCUGCAACACCUCUGCAAAGCACCCUCGAUAGCGUUGCUCCACUAGUCUUCAAAAGCUUGGAGACCGCAGACUACCUCACACGAAGGGCUCUGUCUCGUCUUCUCGCCAUCCUGCUCGCUGCGACGCAAACCCCCGGAUCUGGAGCCCCCGCACCAGACCAGAGCAAGAAAGUCACAAAGACCGGCGAGGAUGCUCUGUCCGAGCCCACAGUCGUCACGUCGGCUGCCGAAGAUAAAGGGGCCAAGACUUUGCUGUCCAAUGCCGAAAUGCUGCGUUUCCUAUCGACUCAGUACAACCGACCCAAUACCCCUCGACGUCUGAGGAAUGCCAUUCUCGAUGUCUACGUCACACUAUUCACUACUCUGGGUUCAGAUUACGUCGAAUCCCAUUACGCUGAGAUAGUGAAGCACAUCAUGGACGAGAUAAUCCUCUCAUCUCGUGGCCAGACGGGACGGUACGAGAUUUUGACAAGUCGGGAUGCUGCAACACUCAUGCUGCGUGAUCUGAUCGGCGUUCGGUUGCUGUCGGAAACGGCACAAGUAAUGGCCCUGAGAGAAUGGGCCAAUUCGUACGUCAAGAAAUGGCAGCCUCAACCUCUACCCGGACAGAGCACUACGCACAAGCUUGUCCUCGUUGUUGCUUUAAGAGAAGUCGCUGGUCUUCUUGAGCAGCUUGGCAACGCCCCACCGUCAAUUCUCGAACUAUUGGCAGAGCCUCUGGUCAGACUCCUCUCGCACUCCUCUCACUCUGUUCGCGUCGCAGCCGCCUAUGCCCUUCGACGAUUCUGUUAUCUGAAUCCGAGCCAGCUCUCCCGCAUACUGGACAUUCUUCUUGUUGAGUUGCAGAAGGACCUCGGUAUGCUGGGCACACCAACAGCGCCGAAGGAUCUAUCGCAUCGGAUCAUGGGCAAAUCUCUCGCUUUGUCCGCCUUGAUUGCGGUCGGACCUUCCAGACCCUUGUACAUGGCUCAUGACGCCCCAACCAAGGUCUUCGACCUGGCUGUGUCGAUGCUGAAGCGCGCUGGAGAUCACGAUGUGGCUGUAGCAACCGUCGAGGUGCAAGUCGGGUGGAACCUCAUCGCAGGACUCAUGAGCUUGGGUGAGAGUUUCGUCAGACAGAACUUGUCACAAUUGCUGGUUCUAUGGCGAAACGCAUUGCCAAAGCCCACGAGCAAGGACGCGUCGGUCGGCGAGCGAGGCGAGGCCGAGUGGGUUUUCCUACUCGUGGUUAGAGAAUGUGCAUUGGCCGCGGUCUUCAACUUUCUGCGGCAUAAUUCAUCUCUGGUCAAUAUUGACGCCGCAAGACGACUCGCGACGCUCUUCACCAACACACUCAAUUUCGUUAACGGUUUCGCUACGGCCUUUGCCGAAGCCCUGCGCGAGCAGGCGGCGAAUCCACAGGCCACAUCUCCCGCAUUUACCGCUCGUCCAUCACUUGUCGAACGCGAAUCCAAUCUUCGUCGUCGAGUCCUGCAGUGUUUCUCUGCACUUGGUCCUUCCUCGGCAACCGAAUCCAUGCAGGCGGCCUUACUACAGAGCGCAAUCACAGUCUUCGCCGAUCCGGAAAAUUAUUCUGGCUCAGCAGCGCAAGCGGCCAUUGCUGCGCAAGCUGGCCAAUUUACUUCGGUUUGGCAAUCGACAGACGGAUAUGCUUUCGGUCUCACAAGCCUCUUGCAAGCUCGCGAGUUGGGUCGUAGAUCAGACUCUGAGGAAGCUUUCUUGAAUCGCGAUCGCAUCGAAGUGUCAAUCGAUUCCCAGCUUGUGCGACCUAUAGUCGGCUCCCUCGAGCACGAUGUGCUAGAUCUACUUGUCGCAGACGAGCUCAGCACUCCGCCCAUGCCGCCUUCUUCUCAGACAGGUGUCAUUGACGCUGGUCUUGAGCUCUUCUCCAUCAUGUUCCCACAUCAGUCUGUCGAGGGACAGGUUCAGUCACUGGCCACGCUAUCCAGUCAUGUUCGCUCGGGUAAACUGGAGAAGAAUCCUGGUAGAAAGCAAGCAGUCCUGGCGAACACCAUCGCAGCACUGCGGCAAUCUCUCAGCUUGUCAGAAACUUCCAGUGUGAGAUCGAGAAAAGCCUUUAGCAAUUCCCAAGUGGGAGAUUUGAUCAAGUCUUUGCUUCAGGACGCGAUACUCGACCCCAACACUGGCAUUCGGCAAGCAUCGGCUGAGGCGAUGGGUCUCAUGAGUAGCCUCGCGGGCAGCAGCUACUUGUCGACACAGGUACAAUGGCUUGUCGACCAGGUCGUCAAUAAUCGUGUACCUGAAAGCCGAGCGGGUUGCGCACUGGCGUUCGGGGAGAUUUAUAGCCACGUUGGAGGUCUGGCUGGUGGCCCAAUCCUCAAAACCAUCGUAAACAUUCUAAUGUCACUAGCAACGGAUCCGCAUCCCAUCGUCCACUUUUACGCCAUGUCAGCUUUGUCCCAGGUGGUCAAUGCCGCCAAUCUAUCUUAUUCACCUUACGUCCCAAAUACACUGGGCAUGCUUGCCAACAUCUAUCUCUUGGAAACGCACGAGCCUGACGGUGGCUCACUAGGCAGUGUCAACCUUCGCGGCGACCUUCCGGCAUACCAAGUAAUUUGCCGAAUUCUCCAUGCCCUGGUCGGUGUGCUAGGCCCCGAGCUUCAAGAACCGGGCAAGAUCCGGUCUCUCGUCUUCCUCUUGGUACACGAGUUCAGUGAAGAAGUCGAUGAGGGUCUUGCAGUUGAGGCGAUCAAAUGUGUUCAACAGUUCCUCAUGUUUGCACCUGCCGAGGUCGAUAUCCCGAAACUGCUUCAGACGUUUCGAACUCAUUUGGCAUCGACCCGAAGACCUCUCAAAGUCGCUGCCAUCACCGCUCUAUACCAAAUUGUGCAGCGAGAUGCCAUGCUCAUCUCGAAACUCGGCGGCAAUCAACUCGUUGAAGACUUAUUCGGUCUUUUGGACGAUGAUCCCAGCUUGGAAGGAGUACGAAAUGUCAUCACGUCUUGGCUGCAACAGACCGCUGCUGCUCUCCCAUCAGGCUGGAUAGACCUUUGUCAACGCAUCAUGACUCGGACGGCACCAGCCAAACCUGCUGUUUACCAGCCUCAAAGUCAAAGUACGGGCACUGCGACAUUUGUCAUGGAUGACGAAGGGCAAUCUCUUGGUGCAAUGGAAACCAGCUCGACGUCUGGCCUAUCGUCUCGCUGGAGGACCCAACUCUUCGCGUUGCAGUGCCUGCACAAUAUCGUUCUCGCCGUUGCUGAGCACGGCAAGCCCGAAAAUUUUGAUCCGGUCUUGGCCAAGAGAUCAGGUGCGAAUCCAAGACAAAUGCUGUUCUCUCGGGUGGCAGAUAUCGUGCGCAUGGCGUUCUCGGCAAGUGCCGCUUUAGUGAUGGAAGUGCGGCUCGAAGGCUUGGUGGUGUUACGAGAUGUCAUCGAGCGCUUCUCAAGCUCGGCGGAUCCCGACUUUGAAGGAGCUCUACUGCUUGAACAGCACCAAGCCCCGAUCGCAGCAGCUCUCACACCUUCAUUUGGGUCUGACUCCGGCCCAGACGUGCUCGCGCUCGCCGUGCAGAUCUGUGCCGUAUUCGUAGGCUCUGGCGUGGUGAAGGAAGUGAACCGGAUGGGAAGAAUCCUCAAACUCCUCACGUCAGCUCUGGAGCAAUGCAGAGAUGGCGAUAUGCAGUCUCUCGGCGAUGUUGAAGACCUCUCGGCUAAUGCCGCUGUUAUGCUCAAGGUGUCUAUCUUAGCUGCAUGGACGGAACUUCAGGUCGCUUCUGUUAGGCAGGCGUAUCUUGUGGACGUAGUCAAGCCUUAUCGGUGGCUACUGGGGCCAUUCUGGAUCGGAGCUCUGCGAGACUAUGCGCACGUUCGCACAGACCCGGAGAUGGGUGCAGGUGGUCCAAAUCUCACUGGCGCGGUCGACCUUGCCAAUGGUCUAGGUAGAGAGGUCUUGCUUCCAUAUUACGAGACUGGCUGUCCCAAGAUGAUGCACGCACUUGCUGUCGCUCUAAACUCGAACGACAAGUUUGCCCUUGGUGCGAUGGACGGUCAAGCAUUUACUACUCCUGCCGAACCGACAACAAUACCUCCUAUCAGAACGGAACCAUGCGCAAACUUUUACAUCAUCUAUGGCCUGGCGUUUGAGCGAUUGGUCAAGUGUCUUGGGGACUCGUCGGCAUCACUUAUGGCUCAAGUUUGUUUGAAACUCAUCCAAAGCCUGGUUCAGCCUCGCAUGUCUGGCAACGUAUUCCAGGGCGCAUUUUUCGACGAGCUGUGCACUGUUUGCUACCGUGUGGGAAUGGGCGAAAGGGCGACACUCAAAGCUGACAUGUGUGAUGUGAUGAGAGAGUUUGUGGUCUCGCGAAAGGGGCAGGAUGGUUCGGAUGCCGCUCAAACACGACGUGCUCUGGCAGUGACGACUCAUGUCCUACGAUCGGCAAUCAGCUCAAAAGAUAUUCAAUCCACCUUCUCUCAGGCUGAUGGCGCCGUUGACCGGGUGGUUUUCCUGCGAGCCGCUUUCACCGCAUACACCAAAAUCGUAGAGUGCAUCGAGCCGACUCAACGAGCAGACCUCUACGCUGUGGCGAUACAUUUGUUCGGGGACUUGCUCGCAGACGAGACCCCGGGGAUGGACUAUGCUGGUCAACUUUUCCCCGUGCUCAAGAUGCUUCUUGACGCUAUUCUUGGGACUGGGUCUCAAGUCCCCGGUAUGGGCAAUGCGACGGGCGAGCGAGUCAUACACGGUUUGCUAUCUUUAUGCUUGAGCCAUGUGGACGAAAUGAGAACCAGAGUCAAUCCCGUUGCCAACAUCAAGAUAAAGAACAACCUCUUGGCCAUGACACUGAUUUUGACUUCCCUUCCCCCAUCUCUAUCGGUCAGCCGGGUUGUGAUCGAGUCAAUCUGUUAUACGAUCGGCCAAUAUCUCGGCAGCGCAUCCGAGCGGGCAGAGCUAGGCCUCACGGCCGUUCACUGCACAUCCACGCUAUUGACUGCAUCGUUGCGCCCAACGUCGUCUGGCAAGCCAUCGCCAAUAUUACAGCACGCCUCCUUGAAUCUCUUACCACCCAUCAUCAGCUUCAUCUCUGAAUCUCUGGUGUCUUCUUCUACAGAUGUGCAGUCCCUCGAAGCAAUCCGCGAGACGCUAAAGUGCCUCAUCAGUUGGACUUCGGGCCUGAAAGAUGAUCUCAAACCUCGAGGCUUCGGCGUCCUCUUGCCCACGCUGUGUCUUUUGCUGGACCCACCCGGAACCUCUCCUUCUCAACUCCAUACCAUUGCUACGAAUACCCUUCUGAGUCUUGCUCAGAGCUCACCGAGUGCGUUCAAAGAUGCCACUAUGGUCAUGGAUCCGGAAGAACGCAGAAAGCUCGAAAAGGCUGUGAGGGACAAGGUGGAGAUUGAGCAAGGGAGGGGUGCACAGGUAGCGGCUGGAGAGAGAAAAGGCAUUGAGUUGAAGAGCUUUGGGUAG
This is a messenger RNA of Kockovaella imperatae, 6166 nucleotides long. Its product is annotated as armadillo-type protein. Bases 83 to 6166 code for a protein of 2027 amino acids. The transcript has 12 exons. The record is from RefSeq and is a predicted model, not a curated record. Gene Ontology annotation, biological process: retrograde transport, endosome to Golgi; endocytosis; intracellular protein localization. Gene Ontology annotation, cellular component: endocytic vesicle; Golgi apparatus; membrane. NCBI's taxonomy places the organism in Eukaryota, Fungi, Basidiomycota, Tremellomycetes, Tremellales, Cuniculitremaceae.